CCUACACCUCAUUUCGAGACCCACCCGUGCGCAUCGCCGUUGACCUGCAUCCGCAGCAAAGCCAAAGCAUCUCUUCCUCACAAUUGGACAGCUUAUACUCGUGCUUGAGCCUCCGUCGCAUACGUGCUGCGUGGCUUUGUAUCUUUUUCUGUUGCAAAAUUCGAGCGUGGACGGAGGCUAGGUUUGCGGUGGAGAUUUCUCUACUGCAUCCGCAACGACACUGUGAUUGGAUUUAGUGACCAAGUAUCAAGAUGCGGGACGGUGGCUUGGGGGGCAAAUUGGUGAAGAGGAUGAAACGAUUUGGGGAUACUUUAAACCCUGAUGAUGCGUACCUAAGCUAUCAUGAUAUUCGAUUAACCAGAGGAGACAUGCAAUCCUUAAAAGAUGACUGGCUCACCGACAAUGUAAUUUCUUUCUGGGAAGAAUAUCUCGAGCGCGAAUUCCUCUCCCAUUCCAAAUCCGCCAAUAUCGUUCUCCUGCGCCCCAGCAUGUCCUUUAUGAUCCUCCAGACCCCAGACCCUCGAACUCUCCGCGAAGCCCUGCCGGACUUUUCCCGCACUACGCACGUUUUCCUGCCGAUCAAUGACUGCCGCAACGUCACCGAAGCCGAGGGUGGCACACACUGGUCAUUGCUGCUUGUAUCAAUUGUUGACGGCCUCGCUUUCCAUUAUGAUUCCCUGCCCCCCGGAAACUUCUGGGAGGCGCAGGCUGUGACGAUGAAGUUGGGGAAUUUGCUGAAUCGGAAUAUCCGAUAUGUCCAUCUGGAAGACUCGCCCGUUCAGGAGAACGGAAGUGACUGUGGGGUGUUCGUCUGCUUGAGCAUGCGGUAUCUUUUGUUGAAGCGAUUAUUGACGGCGAAUACGAACGAGAAAGUCAGUUUAAGUCUAGGCGGAAGAAAGGUGGAUGCGAGAUCCGGCAGGAAGGAAAUUGCGCGGAUUAUUGAGGGGUUCAGGAAGGAAGGGGAGCGGCUACGGUCGGCGAGUAUGAGCCCAAUGGGCCAUAGGUCGACAAGUCCGCCCAGGAUCGAGUGAUGGGUGAUGUUUCUGUAUCAAUUGAAGGGACAGCUUUAAGCUGCUGGGUGGACUGCAUAUUAAUAACGAAAAGGCUCAGGAAGAUAGGGAGAGGGGCGGUUAAUGUUUUGGCAACCCGUUCCUCUUCUCUAUUCCGACUUCACUAUAUUGUUAAUUC
Molecule: messenger RNA, 1188 nt
Organism: Aspergillus uvarum CBS 121591
Lineage: Eukaryota; Fungi; Ascomycota; Eurotiomycetes; Eurotiales; Aspergillaceae
Product: Ulp1 protease family protein
Exons: 7
Coding region: 252-1031 (259 amino acids)
Biological process (GO): proteolysis
Molecular function (GO): deNEDDylase activity; cysteine-type peptidase activity
Source: RefSeq, a predicted model, not a curated record